AUGUGCGGAGUGAAGCUCGCUAAGUGUGAUCGUUUCAGGAUGCUCGCGCUUCGUCGAUUCUGCAAGAAGGUAUCCCAGGCAUUGCCUGCAGCAGUGGCAUGGUCGCUGAUCGUGUGCUGCACCGCGUGCUUCUUCUAUCUGCUGGCUCCGGCCAUCGUUGUGCAGUUCUCGCUCUGGGGCUACCUGCUCUGCGCACUGGAUGCCGUGAUAUUUAUGCUGCUGCUCUCGAACCUCUUCAUGGCAACCACCAUGGAUCCGGGCAUUCAUCCAUUUGCGAACGAGGCCGAGCAGUUUCUGAUCGAUGAUUUCCGAUCGCCUCUGUAUAAAAAUGUGGAAAUUAAUGGCAUCACAGUUCGUAUGAAAUGGUGCACAACGUGUAAAUUUUAUCGUCCGCCAAGGGCCUCACAUUGUUCUGUUUGCAGUCGGUGCAUUGACACGUUUGACCACCACUGUCCCUGGGUUCACAACUGUGUUGGUCGGCGGAAUUAUCGCUAUUUCUUCUUAUUCCUAUUUUUCCUCAGCUUGCACAUGAUAUGUGUCUUCUCGCUAGCACUUAGCUAUACCAUUCUCAACAGGACCGAUCUGCUAACAAGGCCAAAUAUGUGUUCGAUUGUUUUGAUGGCGCUUUGUGUUUUACUGGCUGUGCCCGUUAUUGGUUUAACUGGUUUCCAUGUUGUUUUGGUCGUUCGUGGUCGCACAACCAACGAACAGGUAACGGGAAAGUUUCGCUCGGGAUACAAUCCAUUUACCGUUGGUUGUUGGGGCAAUGUACGGCAUACCUUAUGUUCAAGCCAAUUUCCUGCCUUUGAGGCGGUUGUAGCAAAAAAGAAGAAGCAACAGCAGCGGGUGGAAAAUGAACGAAUUGAAAAAGGUGGUGUUCCUACAGUUGUAUAUAUUCCCGAUGGUAAUUCUGUCUCGAGAGGAGAUGGGCACAUCAGGAUGCGACAGGUGGCUGACGACGAGCAGUCAGUAGGUACAGCGCUUUCAUUAACUCAGUCGGUUCACAAAGAAGCUAUGCGUGAAGGUUCCACUUGUAAUUUGCUCGAGGAUCAGGAUGAUAAAAGCGCAUGCCGGCAAAGCGCCCUCUACCACGUAAGUUUUGCUUGGAAGAAACAAUCUUGUUCAUGCGUUUUAUCCUGUGCAACAACAGCACGAAACGCAUAUUGUCCUCUUUGUCCGUUUGUGUUUGUGCGCAUAUAUAUGUACAUGUAUAUAUGUAUAUAUAUAUGUAUAUAUAUAUAUGUAUACUAUGUAUAA
Molecule: messenger RNA, 1257 nt
Organism: Gongylonema pulchrum
Lineage: Eukaryota; Metazoa; Nematoda; Chromadorea; Rhabditida; Gongylonematidae
Source: the annotation of a GenBank genome assembly